AAAGAAAUGCGCGAAUAGAGAGGAAGCACCAGGAUCGAUGACAUGGCAGAAGAAUUUUUGAAAUCCCGCCCAAACCCGGACUUCAAUUCAUUCUGCGAUUCAAUUUUAAUUUUCCCAAACCUCUUCUUAUCUCUUUCUCUUUCCCUCUCCCUCUCUUACCCUUUUGCACCUCACCACACAUAACACUACACAACACAACGCAACGCAACACUACGCUACACCACACCAAAGCAAAGCAUAUCACUUAUUUUCUCUCUUCGUCUCUCUGCCUCAACCCUAGAGGAUUCGCCAUGAAAGGAAGUAGAUCAAAGACCGAAUCGAAAAAAGCUGAUAGCAAGCUCUCUGUGAAGAAGAGAGGCGCGCCGGCGGCAAGCAAGCCAUCGACUAAGAAGGCUAAGUCCGCUAAGGAUCCUAAUAUGCCAAAGAGGCCUGCUAGUGCCUUCUUCGUUUUCAUGGAGGAUUUCAGGAAGCAAUACAAAGAGAAGCAUCCGAACAACAAAUCCGUCUCCGUUGUCGGUAAAGCUGGUGGAGACAAGUGGAAAUCGCUCUCAGAAGCUGAGAAAGCUCCGUAUGUAGCAAAGGCAGAGAAAAGAAAAGUUGAAUACGAGAAGAACAUGGUGGCUUACAAUAAGAAAAUGGCGGAUGGUGGAAAUGCAUCUGGUGAAGAUGAGUCUGAAAAAUCGAGGUCUGAGGUGAAUGAUGAUGAUGAGGACGAUGAGGAGGGCAGUGGAGAGGAUGAGGAUGAUGAUGAGUGAAUGUUUAGAUUCUCUAGAAUAUGAAGACUAUCCUCUGUGGAUUAGUUUAUCCUUGAUAAAUAGUUGUCUUUUUUCUUGAGUAGCUAAAAGAAUGGAAUUAGUUUCAGGAGAUGCUUGAAGCUUAUAUGGUCAUGUACUUGGUUCCUCUUCAUUAUGCUUAAUUAUAAUUUGGUUAGUAUUUCUUGUUUUUUCCUCGAUUUGAUUAUGUGACUGUUGCUAGUGUUGUGGUUGUUGUCUUUGAAACAAAUUAAUGUUGUGGAAAUUUUUAUCAUCCUAGUAGGUGCUGAGUUCUUAUUUUUUUAUUUUCACCAUAUUUGUGCAACAUAGUAUUUUCCAAAUUGUAGUGGAUCCAACAGUGGCAGUA
Ilex paraguariensis (yerba mate) is the source of this 1119-nucleotide messenger RNA. Lineage: Eukaryota; Viridiplantae; Streptophyta; Magnoliopsida; Aquifoliales; Aquifoliaceae. The record is from the annotation of a GenBank genome assembly.